AAUAUGGCUUCCCUUCCAAAGGAUACGCUGCACUUCCCAGCUGAGCAUCGACCAUUUCUUGAGCCUCGCCUACCCCCCAAAGAUCUCCCACAUGUUCAAAAUUCCUCCUUCCCCUUCACAACUGUAACCUUCGCAACCUCCCUCGAUUCACAGCUGGCUCUGUCACCCGGAGCUCCCACUCAACUAUCUGGCCCUCAAUCAAAGGCUAUGACGCACUAUUUACGCUCUCGAUAUGAUGCUAUUCUCAUCGGUGUUGGGACCGCCGCCGCCGAUAACCCAAGUCUGAAUUGUCGAAUCGAGGGAGUGGGCGGAUAUGGUGGGCAAGGACUUGAAGGCCAGCCUCGUCCAAUUAUCAUCGAUCCUGCCGCACGCUGGGACUUUACUGCGGACCAGAAGAUCUUCCAGCUGGCAAGAAAUGGACAGGGAAGAGCGCCGUAUAUCAUCAUAGGACUGGCAAACCCACCAGCGGAUAAGAAAGCUAUUUUGGACGACGCCGGAGGCAAGUUCAUUACGGUUGAAAUGGCGACCACAGGCGUCAGUGACCACAAAGUUGAUUGGAAGGUUGUGCUGAAGGCUCUUAGUGUGGAGGGUUUGAGAAGUGUCAUGGUUGAAGGUGGUGGGACUGUCAUCAAUUCAUUGCUCCAACCCGAGAAUUUUUCUGUCAUCAACUCCGUUAUUGUCACUAUUGCUCCAACAUGGCUAGGGACAGGAGGAGUGGUUGUUUCUCCACCUAGACGCCUUAAUGACGAAGGAAAGCCGAUGGCUGCUGUUCGACUCGAUCAUGUUGAGUGGCACCCGUUCGGAGAGGAUGUCGUUUUAUGCGGAAAAUUGAAGAUCUGA
Molecule: messenger RNA, 840 nt
Organism: Lachnellula hyalina
Lineage: Eukaryota; Fungi; Ascomycota; Leotiomycetes; Helotiales; Lachnaceae
Product: 2,5-diamino-6-ribosylamino-4(3H)-pyrimidinone 5'-phosphate reductase
Exons: 1
Biological process (GO): riboflavin biosynthetic process
Molecular function (GO): 5-amino-6-(5-phosphoribosylamino)uracil reductase activity
Source: RefSeq, a predicted model, not a curated record